AUGGCUUUGGGCCAAAAGGUAUUGAAGUCUGCACUUGAAGGUGUGGACUUUUAUUGUCGUAAGAGUGACACUAAAACAUUAAAGAAACUUGCAUUUUUCACCGGUUCUAAGGUUGGAACUACUAAAGCUUCUCUUAGGACCAGUAUAACGAUGCAAUGCGCACUACUUCAGCAACUUUCGGACGUCAGGAAAAAGAAUGGACGACUGGAAGUCACGGCGGUAGACAUGGGAGUAGAAAACUUUGCCUACAGCAGGUUGUCGUGGAAGAUUUCUCAACCGGUACCCGAAAUUAUCGACUGGAACAAGAUACAACUGCAAAACUCGACAAUUGGAAUUGUCCCAACAUCGGUUUCUUUUUCUCCAAAGUACAUGGCCCGCGCUGCCCAGACGCUUACAGAUAUUCUCACGAAAAGACCACCGGACUUGUUCGUAAUUGAAAAGCAACGGGCGAGAACGAUGGGCUCUGCAAAUAUCCCCGAUUCAAUUCUUAGGGUUAACGCACUGGAGCACGUUCUCUACACAAGUUUGCUAGCCAAGCGUUAUUACAAAGAGCUGAAGUAUCUUCUAGAGGCUUCAGAUCCGCGAAGAAUGACUGAUUUUUGGUGCCAAUUGAUUCCGGUAAGAAGGCUGUUAGCUGCUACAUAUGGAACUGACUCCCCAAAAUUAGAGUCAAAGGCAAACAGUUCGAAUCUUUCUAAACUUCUCAAAAUCGAAUUGGUAAAAUCAGUUAUAUUCGAAGACUCUGCAGAGAUGUUCACGCUCUCAACCGAUUUGCAACAAAGAGUUUCAAGCUACCAGGCUACGAAUACCAAGAAAAAAUUGAAUUUGUUCAAUGCUCUGGACCUGGGGCCGGGUGCCGGGAAGGCUAAGGAAGAUGACCUGGCGGAUUCAUUGCUUCACGGCCUGGCCUGGCUCAAAUGGUUGGGCAACUUUGAAGAACUCAGUAGCAUUAUCUUGGCAAACCCUACAGACCAAGCAGGUCUCCAUGCAUUCAACUCGUUCGUCAAGGACAAAGGUAUAGCACACGAGCACUUUUCACAAUCCUGCAUCAAUAAGCUAUGA
This is a messenger RNA of Lachancea dasiensis, 1062 nucleotides long. The record is from the annotation of a GenBank genome assembly. Lineage: Eukaryota; Fungi; Ascomycota; Saccharomycetes; Saccharomycetales; Saccharomycetaceae.